Messenger RNA from Chelonus insularis, 1414 nucleotides. Its product is annotated as A disintegrin and metalloproteinase with thrombospondin motifs 9-like. Gene Ontology annotation, molecular function: metalloendopeptidase activity. The transcript is spliced from 13 exons. The coding region runs from base 1 to 1392 and encodes 463 amino acids. The record is from RefSeq and is a predicted model, not a curated record. NCBI's taxonomy places the organism in Eukaryota, Metazoa, Arthropoda, Insecta, Hymenoptera, Braconidae. Gene Ontology annotation, biological process: proteolysis.
AUGUGGAAUUUAUCUAAAAUUUUUGUGGUCUUUGGAUUCAUUUCACUCUACAGUCGUCAUGUAAUUGUAGGAUCUCCAGUCAUGAGUGUAAAUCAAGUUUCAACUAGACCUUAUAGAAAUAAUACACAAAAUACACCAAGGAUAAGAAGUAAUUCAUUUCAAAUGUUACGAGAUCCUUGGUUUCAUCCAAAAGAUGGCAUUUUAGCAACUGCGAACACUAAAGUGUUUGCUAUUUUAAAAGAUAACAAUACAAAUUUAGAAUGCCAUGAAAUCAAUAAUGCUGUCCAUGAUAUUGUUGCUCGUUCUAGCCAUUUAUUUUUUGCUCAAACCACAAGUGAAGUUUUUAGCAAUCGUCAGCGAAGGAAUCGUUAUAGUAGAGAGAGACGCUUAAGAACAAGAAAAAUGACUCCUAAAUAUACAAAAGUUGUUUAUCCUGAACUUGCAAUAGCAGUGUCUUAUGAGUAUUUCAAAAAAUUCAAGUUUGACUAUUGGACCAUCAUACCCUACCUGCUGUCAUUCUGGAACGCAGUAGACAUGAGAUACAGAGGUUUGGAGAAUCCAAAAUACAGAUUCCACAUAUCACAAUUCAUUUUUGAAGCAGAACCUGGCAACUUUAAAUUUUUAAAAGAAAAUGGAAGUCCAGAUUAUUUGACUUAUGACUGUGUUUAUAAUGCUCGUAAUUUUUGGUAUGAACAAAAAGAAUUAAUUCCCUUGGAUUCAUAUGACAUGAUAAUAAUAAUGACUAGCUCCAUUAUCUGUAUGAAAUAUGACAAAGUAACGAAUAAGUGUCUUCCACAAAUUUUUGGUCAGGCUUGGCCAUCUGGUGCAUGUUCAGUACAUCACAAUAUUAAACAAAUUGAUAAACUCGCGAUUAUUCAUGAUAAUGGAGCAUAUGAAGGAGUAACCACUGCAGCACAUGAAAUAGGACACCUAUUAGGGGCUUUAGAUGAUGGUGUAAGUGUGUAUAAUUCCACUACUGAGGAGUGGGGUCCUCCACAAUGUGAUCUAUGGGAUGGCUACAUCAUGUCUGGUAACAAACAAGCAUCUCAAAAUGCUUUCGAAUGGUCUGAAUGCAGUGUGAAAAAGUUUGAAAAAUUUAUAUACUCAGAAAGUGCUUCAUGUCUUUAUAAUAAACCCAAAAGUGUUGGACGUCCAAUUCCAAGAUAUUUACCUGGAAAACUAAUGAAUGCUGAUGAGCAAUGCAAACAAGCUGGAGCAAUAGAAAGCUGUGAGGAUAAAGUUUCGAAUUGUAUAAUGUUGCAAUGUCGAUUUGAAGAUGAAGGGUGUAUAAAUACAACAGCUCCCGCGGUUGAAGGAACAAAUUGUGGUUUGAAUACUGUCGGACAUAUUUGCAUCCAUGGUGAAUGUGUACCAGAGAUUAAUUUUAUUUGACUUAAAGUCUGAAAUAAACCAC